AUGGAGAGUUUUGAGCGCGUGGGAUACGAGUCUAUGGAAGAUGUCUUCCUCCAAGAUGACCUUGGCCCGACUAUCGCAGAACAUGCGACCCAGUGCCAAUCCCUGUUUCACAAGUAUAUGGCCAUGCCGGAAAUCGUGCCAGAUCCUACUAUCAUAGACGACCAGCUGGCACGCUUUUCCUUAUGGGUGUCAAACAUGGAUGUUUACGGACCGCCAAAUGUUUCAUUGGACUACAGACUGCGUUUCAGUCCCACGGCCGCCGAUAUCAUACAUCAGCUCCUGGAUAUCAUUAGCGACACCUUGUUAUCGCGUGAGGAAGCAUUGGAGAUCAAACCUGACAAGAUUCCCGCAACAGUGAAACCAAUUAGCAACCGACCUCCCACAAGUUCUAGCAGGAAGAGACAGCGUGUUUUAGUUCACACAAACUUGGAGAUCACGAGGAGAGGCAAUGAUGGUGCAAGCGAUUCAGACAGCGACGCGGAUCCAGCAGAAGGGAAUACAGUCAAGAUCACAGAGACAAUCGGCGGAACAUUGACGCGCCUCGUCCGUCUGUCUAACGCCGUUCGCAAGUCCGCCAAAGCCAACCGGGCUCGCAAGAUCGAAAACUACAAAAAUGACGAAGAGGCCAACAAGGCAAUAGACGAGUUACGUCUCUACACCAAAUGCUAUAUAGAAUUCCGAUACCCGGAGGCGACGGAGGCUCUCCGUUCAGCAUUAGUAGAAGCCAAUGCCCUACGACUUCGACGCUUGUAUUAUCAGCGAUCCCAUCGCAGGCGCAUUGAUCUGAGUAUUCAACAGCCGCAAGUUACUCCAGCGGCCGCCCAUCUCCCCAAAAUAACGGGAAAUACUGUAUGGUUUGGUCCGAACGUGCCGCCAAAGACUCCCGCAACCAACAAAAUGGCGGCUGCAGUACCAGCGCCCGCAACCAAUGCGACUACUGCCCGACAAACCGCCGUUGCGGCCCUCUAUGCCAAACCCGCGACGGAAAUUCCCGGGGCCAGAUCCGUUCUUGUCAACAACAGAUUGUCGUUUCCCCCAAUACCGCUGACGCAGCAGUGCCCAUACUGCGGCGUGAUUGUUGAGUUCAAGAACACGUCCAGGUCGUUGCUUUGGGAGGAUCAUGUUAUCGGAGAUUUGGAGCCCUUUAUUUGUGUCUUUUCAAAUUGUCUAGAACGGUGUCACGGCAACAGUCCACUCACAUUCGAAACGUCCAAGGCUUGGUCCGACCACAUGCAGACUGCUCACGGAAGCACCUGGGAGUGCAGAGCUCCCUCUCAUGAUCCAAUCGUAUUUGACCAAGAGGACCAGUACCAGGAGCAUUCCAUGAAGGAGCAUGGCGUGCCUGAAGCUUACGCUGGGACCCUCAGCAACGCCGCGCGGAGGCCUGUUCUUGAAAGGGUGAUGGAGUGUCCAUUUGGUGACGAUUUCCAACCCCCAGGAAAGGCCGAACCCUGCGCUGUCUUCUCGAGCCAAGCUCUUCAAUCACAUGUCGCUGGUCAUAUGAAGGAGAUUGCUCUUCUUACGCUGCAAUUUCAUUGGAAGCCGACUUAG
Clonostachys rhizophaga is the source of this 1551-nucleotide messenger RNA. The record is from the annotation of a GenBank genome assembly. Lineage: Eukaryota; Fungi; Ascomycota; Sordariomycetes; Hypocreales; Bionectriaceae.